CCCAACUUUCUGCCUGCGUUGUUUGGGGACACUAUGAAGAUGGCGGCAGCCUCGCUGUAUUGUGUCUGCCAGCAGUCGUAUGAUGUUAGCCGGUUUAUGAUUGAAUGCGACAUUUGUAAGGACUGGUUUCAUGGCAGCUGUGUCCAAGUGGAAGAGCACCAUGCCGUUGACAUCGAUGUUUACCACUGUCCCAACUGUGAUGUCCAACACGGACCCUGCUUGAUGAAAAAGCGUAUCAACUGGCACCGGCACGACUACACAGAGCCUGACGAUGGCAGCAGGCUGGUGCAGGCGGGGACCUCUGUGUUUGUACGAGAGCUGCAGAACAGGCCCUUUCCCAGUGCGUCUGAGAUCCUGGUGCAGAUGCAGGGGUAUCAGGUAACACAGAAGUACCUGGAGAAGCAGGGCUUCAGCUACCCCAUCGCCGUUCCCCAACUAGGCGGACUGGGUCUCAAGCUGCCCCCCUCCAGCUUCUCUGUCAGGGAUGUGGAGGAGUAUGUUGGUGGUGACAAAAUCGUGGAUGUCAUUGAUGUUGCCAGACAGGCAGACAGCAAAAUGAAGCUUCGAGAGUUUGUCAAGUAUUACUACAAACCUCAUCGGCCAAAGGUGCUGAACGUGAUCAGUCUGGAGUUUUCAGACACCAAGAUGGCAGAGCUGGUGGUGGUGCCUGAUAUCGCUCAGAAGAUGUCCUGGGUGGAGAACUACUGGCCAGAGGACUCCUUGUUCCCCAAACCCUUUGUUCAGAAGUACUGCCUGAUGGGGGUGAAGGACAGCUACACAGACUUCCACAUAGACUUCGGAGGCACAUCUGUGUGGUACCAUGUACUCUGGGGAGAGAAGAUUUUCUACUUGAUCAAACCGACCCAGGAUAAUCUUACACUAUACGAGGUGUGGAGUUCGUCCCCCAACCAGAGCGAGGUGUUCUUCGGGGACAAGGUGGACCAGUGCUACAAGUGUGUGGUGCCGCAGGGAACCACUGUCCUCAUCCCCACAGGAUGGAUCCAUGCUGUUCUCACCUCUCAGGAUUGCAUGGCGUUCGGUGGGAACUUUCUCCACAACCUCAACAUAGGCAUGCAGCUCAGGUGUUAUGAAAUGGAGGGGCGGUUAAAGACUCCGGACCUCUUCAAAUUCCCUUACUUUGAGGCAAUCUGCUGGUACGUGGCCAAUAAUCUACUGGAGACUCUAAAAGAGUUACGAGAGGAUAACUGCCAGCCCCCAGUCUACCUAACAGAUGGAGUGAAAGCCUUGAUUAAUGCACUGAAAAACUGGCUGAAACGAGAGGUCACAGAGCAGGCCAGCGAUGUCCCGGACCAUAUCAGACCCAACCAUCUGAUUAAAGAACUCACAAAGGAAAUCCGCUACCUGGAGGAGGAGGAGGAGGAGGAGGAGGAGCAGAGUGGAGGUAGCAAGCCAGUGAAAUCUCAGGGAUGUGGACCGUGCCCACUGACGCUGUCGACUCUUGACAAGGCUGGACAUCAUGCUCGCAGGACAGCCAGACGGCUACGGCACCACCACCACCAUCAUCACCAUGCGCCCAAGACCCCCUCCAACCUGGAGAUCCUGGAGCUGCACACGCGACAAGUGCUCAAGAGGCUGGAGGUGGGACCCUUUGAGCAGGAUGUUCCAUUCAGCUCCACGGUGAUGGCCAAGUUCAACAAGACGUCCAUGGCGUCUGCUGCAGCGGUGGAGAGGAGCCUGGACAACAACCUCCUUCUGGUGAUGUGCAAUGGCAGGAUUAUUAGAGAUGAGCGUCGUCACACAAGUGUGAAGAGUAGUCCGGUGCGGGACGGUAAAAGGACUGGCGACCACCAGAGGGAAGGGGUCCUGGUGAAGACUGAGCUCAAUGACAGCAAGCUGGAACAGUACCAAGACCACGAGAGAGAGGAGAAACCCAGCCCCCUCAGCAGUGAGUCUAACUGGUCAAGUCACCAGCUGUCAAUCAACGGUUUAGACUUUUUCGAAAGAGUGAAUUCCGAUCUCAGGAAAGGAGCCAUAGUGUACUCCGACAUUUCAGACUCUGAGUCCGAAGAACGUUGCUCUUUGCAGAAAAAGGACUCCUCGGGGGAAGAUUCGGGGAGCUCCGAGGAGGAAAGGGAGGAUAAGGAGCAUUGCAGGAUGGCGCGAGGCAGUGUGAAGGACCUACACCAGGCCAGCCAGGCCCUUCACCACUUUCACAAACCACUCAAAGGACAACGCCCUACCUCUCCAACCACAGAAGAGGAGGCUAUUGAGGGCAUGCUGUCCAUGGCAGGGCUGCUUUAUCCUCAGCGACCAGAGGAGAGCAGCACUGCCCAGGAGCCCUGGUGGUCCAGCCUGGCUCAUCAGUCCCCCGACAGUGGUGGAAAAGAGCCUGCGUCAGGGGAUGAUUCAGACAGCAACUCCACACUGAUCCUUCAGGAUGAGCGGAGGGCACAGCAGCAUGUGCGUAAGGAGUGUGGAGCCGAGCUUAGCCAGAGGAUCCAGGAGAACAAGAACUUCAUGGCCAAUCAGAGCAGUGGGAGUAACAAUAACAGCAGCGAGGCCUGGAGUGACCAAAGCCCCUCUCAGGCUGCCUCUAGCCCCCUCCGCCUGGACCCCAGCUCAGAGACUGACAACCAGUACAGUGAGACUUCCCUGUCACCCCCCCGGCACCCCUCCAAGAGGCCCGCACCAAACACCCCACCCAUCAGUAAUCAAGCGACUAAAGGAAAACGUCCUAAGAAAGGUAUGGCCACCGCUAAGCAGAGACUAAGGAAGAUUCUCAAGCUGAGCAGGAACAACCACUUCUUGCUAUAGCACCCAAGACCCUGAUGUCUACAGAAUUAACUUUGAGAAGGGACAUCUCGCCCCCCUGCCCAUAUAGUCUUUCGGUUGUGACUCACAUUUUACAAGAAUCAUUGCUUGGAUGGAUUGACCUGACACAUUAAUGGCCGACAUGCUUGAUGUGGAAGUAUUGGAUGUAGGGCUUUCAGAGUUAAUCAGUUAACCUGAGUUAAUUUUAGUGCGCUCAUUUUAUUACAUUUUUUGUGUGAUUAAACACAUUGUCUGAAAGCGUUCAAAAUAAACUGAAACAUACUAAAUAAUCUAUACAGAUAAAAACAACGAUGCGAUGUCCAAACAAGUUGACAUUUAAGUUAAAGAAAGUGUGCUUUAUCAAUUUACCUGAUUUGGCUAACCGUAACAAAAUCAAGACUUCAAUAUUCUUGUAAUGCUUUUCAUAUAAAAAAAUAUAUAAACUUACAGCUCAAUUUGAGCAUAUUCUGAAUUUGCGAUUUAAUCAUGAUUAAUCACAGCAAAUCCUGGAAUUAACUCAAUUUAUUUUAUCGUUUGACAGCCCUAAUUGGAUAACAAGAUAAUGGAUUUACAGAAGAAAGCACACCGAUUCCCAUGGUGAAGUGAUGGUGCGCUGUAUAAAGAAAAAAGAAACUGCAUGGAUCCUCAGCAAUGACAUUGGAUUGUAUAGGAUCUGGCCAUCAAGAGCUAUACAGUAAAUAUGGCUUUGUUUCAGAAUUGAAGCACCGCAACAACACAGGAUUGUACAAAGACGCAUGGCAUUGGGAAUUUAAAUGACGUUUGAUAGAACAACAUUUGCAUCUGAGCCACGUGCUGUUGUAUCUAUUUUGGCUGUUGCUUUUUACCUUAUGCUUGCACUAGCCCUUCCAACCAACACUACUUAUUAUGCCACAACAAGCAAAUAUUGUUGUUUAAGCCAAGAAUGGCAAGUGAAGAGGCUGCUUUCUGCUACCAAAGUUAUCACCACUCUUUGGGACAUUGUCAUGUGUUGGUUUGGUCUGACUUACGAUCAAUAAUGAUGCUAUGGUGUUUGAACUCAUUUUAAAUGGUGCUGAAGUGCAUAUUCAUGUUAUCCUUUCGUCUACCCUCUUGUUACAAUCACCAGUGAUUGAAUUUGAGAGGGGGGUAUAUUUUGAUGCAGCACUCCAGGCACUCUCAGCCUCGCAGUAUGUAAAAGCUAUCUUCCGCUAAUGCAUUAAGCCAUUCCAAGAAUACCUCUCCCAACGCAUUAAGUUUACUGGUUCUGUUUACUGAAGGGGUUAUGACUCCUCAUUGCUCUAUAGUUGGAUCACUGACCAUAUCAAAUGUGUUCCUUUGGUGCCACCUAUUGGUCAAAGGAGGGCAGGAGCUUGAAAGUGCUGUUAUUAUGAAAGGUUUUUGAAAUUGCAAAAAGAUAUCAAGUAGCAAAUGUACAGAAUGUAUUUACAGAAAAUAUAAGUUAUCGUUAAUUUAUUUUACUUUCUCUUUUGGGAUUUGUGUUUUAUUGUUUUUCUUUUGCUGGUAUUGAAUUAUGUAUUGUGAAAAAGUGAAUAAUGGCUUUGAUAUGACAAUCCUGUUACAAUGGUUAAUGUAACGGGUGUGUGAUUUAUUUUUUUAUAUUCGCAAACCGGUUGUAUUUGUUGCCUCUAUCACAUUUGUAUUGGGUGGAUUUAAGCAAAAAUCUACUAACAAGUGGACCUGAAGAUUUGAAAUGUUUGGGAGAUCUUCUAGGUCGGCAAAGAUUAAUAUUAUCAAAGAAUAUUUGUCUUACUCGUUAGUAUGAAUUUGAUUUUUUUUAUAUAAAUGUGUCUUAAGUGACACUGAUCAUUUUAUAAUUGUACAAAGUGUAUGUGAGAAAUGUAAUUAUGGCUACUGAUCUAGUUAUUGUUAGUGUAUGUUUAUUUUCCCUAUCACUAUAUCCUUGGCUUGAAAGACCUCAGUUGGAUUUUGAAUUGGUGAUCUUUUUUUGUUGGUGAUAAUGCAAAAAUGUGAUUACCAUGAAUGGGUGAAGUGAGAGAUUGCUCCUGUUGGUGUUUUUCUCAGGGACACAUUCUCUUUCUUAAGAAACGUUUUUUUGUGGGUUUUUUUUCAUAAGCAACAUGAAAUGACCCAUCAUUGUUGACACUUUCUGAUCAUUGAUUUUAUUUACAUAAAAAAGGUGCAUUGGUA
Messenger RNA from Oncorhynchus tshawytscha (Chinook salmon), 4920 nucleotides. Its product is annotated as lysine-specific demethylase 7B. NCBI's taxonomy places the organism in Eukaryota, Metazoa, Chordata, Actinopteri, Salmoniformes, Salmonidae. The record is from RefSeq and is a predicted model, not a curated record. Bases 34 to 2775 code for a protein of 913 amino acids. The transcript is spliced from 20 exons. Gene Ontology annotation, molecular function: histone demethylase activity; transcription coregulator activity. Gene Ontology annotation, biological process: protein demethylation; regulation of transcription by RNA polymerase II.